Trichophyton benhamiae CBS 112371 is the source of this 1491-nucleotide messenger RNA. RefSeq names its product FAD dependent oxidoreductase superfamily protein. The transcript is spliced from 2 exons. Gene Ontology annotation, molecular function: oxidoreductase activity. The record is from RefSeq and is a predicted model, not a curated record. Lineage: Eukaryota; Fungi; Ascomycota; Eurotiomycetes; Onygenales; Arthrodermataceae. Bases 1 to 1491 code for a protein of 496 amino acids. Gene Ontology annotation, cellular component: cytoplasm.
AUGGACUCAAAGCCGUAUCCUCAACCAGCUGCUGGCUUCGAGAGUCAUACUCCGUUUUGGCGUACAUCACCCCAUAAACUGGAUACUCACAGGUCCACUCCUAAUUUACCAUCUGAGUGUGAACUCUUGAUCAUUGGUGGAGGGUACUCUGGUGCUUCUGUUGCAUAUCAUCUAUUCCAGGGGAAUGAGACACCACCAAACACGGUCCUGCUCGAGGCUAGACAGCUGUGCUCUGGGGCGACAGGAAGAAAUGCUGGCCAUCUUCGACCUGAGAUGUACGGCCAUGCAUCUAAAUUCAUUUCUCGCCAUGGUGUGGAAGCAGCAGCUGAAAUAGUCAAAUACGAAAUAUCCCAUCUCCAGAUCCUAGCAGAUGUGAUUGAACGAGAGAAGAUAGACUGUGAUUUUACCUUGACCAGGUCAAUAGACGUCUAUUUUGAUCAAGAUGCGAUGGACAAAGUCCUCCGUGGUGUUGAACCCUUGUUAUCUGACUCCUAUCAACAUGGCAAGUAUGCUUUUAUGAAGGACGCUGUGAUUCUAUUUCCGACAGCAGAACAACCUAUAUCGGAGGAUGAUCUCAUGAAAACUAAGGUGAAGGGAGCAAAAGGGUACGUCUCUUUCCAAGCAGGCCAUAUCUGGCCGUAUAAGUUUAUAUCCGGGUUGUUGGAAAUUGCUGUCUCCAAGGGAUUGAAUCUUCAAACAAACACUCCAGUGCUGGAAAUCAGUCCCGGUCGGGAUGCGGAAGGAUUCUGGAAGAUCACAACUGGUAAUAAUAGAGGGACCAUACGUGCAAAGAAGAUUAUUCUAGCGUCGAAUGCGUAUACAUCUGCGUUGGCUCCAGAGUACGCAAAGGCAAUUAUUCCCUGCAAAGGUUUAUGCUGCCAUAUCGUGGUACCCCCUGCGGAAGAUGGGAAGAAAAGACCACCACCACUAGAAAACACAUAUGUUACUCGUCAUGGUUCCGGAGCAGGAGGGUAUCUCAUCCCACGCCCAGACGGGAGUAUGAUUGUUGGCGGAGCAAGUCACACAUUUACUCCCUUGCUGGACCAAUGGCAUAACAAUCCGGAUGAUGGGGCCUUGAUAGAUAUUGCUAAGGAGUAUUUUGAUGGGUAUAUGCAACGGUCCUUCAUCGGCUGGGAAGAUAGCGGUGCAUAUUCUAAGGAAGUCUGGACUGGUGGUAAGCCAUUCCCCCCGGUUUUUCCCUUCAAUGGACUUGAUUUGCAAUUAGUUGAUACUAAUAGAACUGGUUGUUCAGUAAUGGGGUAUUCCGCAGAUUCCUUGCCCCAUAUUGGCAAAGUACCCUCAAAAGAUGGCCAGCUGAUUCUUGCUGGGUUCAAUGGUCAUGGAAUGCCAGUAUGUUUCUUAGCAGGAAAGGCGGUUGCAGCGAUGGCUCUGGACGACAGCGUCGCCUUUGAAGACACAGGCUUGCCUUGGGUUUAUAAGACGACUAUUGAUCGCUUACAACCGAAGUAUAAUGAUACUCUACAACCGUGA